UAUCUCUACACACAACACUUCAACCCCGCCCCAUUCCUCUUACAACAUCUACCCGCUGUCAUCACAUCACCAUGCAUAGCACAUCAACAUGUCGACACAUUGUAUUAUUUUAGCGUUGGUUUCCUUCCUAGCGAGCGGGAGGGCAAAAUGGAGUCGGUACCAAUGGGCAAAGAAGCAGGCGUACACAGCAAGCAACGGACAGCGGCGACGGCGCGCGGCGUUUUACGAACCACAGUUACACAUUUUCCUUUCUCUGUUUAUAUCACUUAGCUUCCGGAUGGAUCCUUCGGAACGGAACGGACGAUACCUCACGACUUCUCAUUUUCUCCUACCUAUUCUUUGUCCUUAUUUGAUUUACCGUCCCACCGUCCUGGCAUGCCGGCAAGCCCGGCAUCCGGACGGCUUGAUCUCGGGCUGGGUGGUUAGGGGCAAGUUCUUGCCAUUGGGGUUGGGGGUUAAGGCGAUACGAAAUCUUCGUUGUUUGGGAUUGGCUGAUCGAGGAGGGCAUGGGGACGGGAUGGCGAUGCUUUCUUGCAUCCGAUGGGCCAUCUGGAUCUGUACAAGGUUCUGUGUUUCACACCUUUGACGGUUCUUUUUUCUCCCUUGUUGGCUUGCUGUCUUGUCAUAUGCUGUUUAGUGAUACCUGGCGCAAGCCGGCCCGAUGGAAGUAGGGCUUUGCUGCCGUUACUGUUUUCGUAUUAUGAGUUGGCCGGAGAGGCGAAGAGCGCGCUCUCGGAUGGAGAGGGCAUCUCUUGUAUGUAUAUAUAUCUGGCUUACUCACCUGCGGAGGUACUCCGUGGUGUGAGGCUUGCUUGCUUUGUUCUUGGAUCUCCUUGGGGUAAUAUGCGCAGGUAAAGGGUCUUGCCCAUCCGGGCAGAUGGAUAGCUUUAGGGAAAAAUAACCAUGAAACAUAUUUAUCACAAUG
Messenger RNA from Chaetomium fimeti, 925 nucleotides. RefSeq lists its product as uncharacterized. The coding region runs from base 89 to 586 and encodes 165 amino acids. Lineage: Eukaryota; Fungi; Ascomycota; Sordariomycetes; Sordariales; Chaetomiaceae. The record is from RefSeq and is a predicted model, not a curated record. The transcript has a single exon.